This is a messenger RNA of Polyodon spathula (Mississippi paddlefish), 2341 nucleotides long. RefSeq names its product coiled-coil domain-containing protein 120-like. NCBI's taxonomy places the organism in Eukaryota, Metazoa, Chordata, Actinopteri, Acipenseriformes, Polyodontidae. The coding region runs from base 298 to 2265 and encodes 655 amino acids. The transcript has 10 exons. The record is from RefSeq and is a predicted model, not a curated record.
AUAGGACUCGAGUUUGGGAACAGUACAGCCAAGAGGUGGAGACUUACCUGCGGUGAACUUUUAUAUGAUUAUAAUUAUACAUAUUAUCAUAUUUCACCGGCCCUUUGGAGUGAGGUUGACGUGCGCUAUUUGUAAAUUGGACUGCCAGAAAACACGGAUAUUAGUCGCCACCUCUUAAAAUUAAGAACGCUCUGAGCUGCAGAGCAAGAGAAAUAAAACGGCAGAGAGCCCAUGCUGGAGAGUGGGGAGUCUGCCAGGGAGAGAGGCUGGCUCCUGUUCUAGUGGGAUCGACAGUGAAUGGCAACCAGUCCAAAUCACUGCACUGCCCAUGACGUCCCCUGCAAGGUAAAAGUUGGAUUAGCAGGAGGAGUCGGGGGCAGAACCUCGCAGGAGUCGCAUGACAUGGAGGUCAAAGGUCACCUGAUCACAUCGCCAGGGCUCGGCCCCACAGACCCUCAGUCUUCAGACCUGGAUUCGAAACUGCGCUCGGACCGGGUCGCUGAGCUACUCGACAGGAAGAGGGCGCUACAUAGCACUCUGAGCUCCCGUCUUGUGGAUCUGAAGAAACUCUGUCUGCAAGAAGCGGAAUUUACUGGCGAGCUUCCAAAUGAGUACCCUCUGGAAUCUGGAGAGAGACCCCCCCAUGUCAGACGCAGAGUGGGAGGGUCCAGUCGGGUCCCCAGCACCUCGAAUGCAAAGGUAGAGGAGUCCUGGCUCGAGGACAUGGAGCGCCAGUUCUCUCUGCAGCAGCAGAUCGUGGAGGCGGCCCGGCGGCUGGCUGGGGGGUUGGAGCCGGGGGCGGAGCAGCGCAGGAGGAGGCAGGUGCUCUCUAGUGCCAUCCGCAGGCUGCAAGAGCUGGAGGAGCUGAUCAAUGAGCAGAGAGACAAGCUGGGCUGGAAACACACACAGAGAGCAGACCAUCUGCUUCAAGACGACCGCCCGUCUCCCCCCAGCAUCCUGCCGGGCCGCGCCUCGUCCCCCAAGUCUUGGCUGGGCCGGGGGAGCCCCGAUUGCAAGGCGAACCAGCAACUGCCCCCCAUGGAACUGCACCACGAGAUGAGGAAUCGUCACAGCUCUGUGGCCAGCACAGCGAGCCCCAGUCAUAUUCUACCACGGAGCAUCUCGAACGUAGAGGGGAGGAGCGUCCCGGCCACGCCCCUCCUGCCCAGGACCACCCACAGCAGCGGCCAUCUUAGAAAUGACAUUCCCAGCGGCCUUUGUCUCAGGCAGUGGUCGGACACCCCCGAAGGACCCCUCGCCUUGCUGCUGCAGGAGGAGAUGACGGCUGCGCCGGUGGUGUUCUUCGAGCGAGGGGGCUGCCCGAAUGCCACCCGAACUCGCCGCAGCAACAGCUCCGAGGCCCUUCUCGACCGCCCUGCGUGCCAGGAGCCUGGGGGGAGAGGGAGAGGGAGAGGGGGAGGGGGGCCGCUGGCGGUUCGAGGGCCCUUCAAGAGCUCAGAAACGCUGAGCGACGGGAAGCAGCCGUGCCGAAGCCCGGAGCGUUACGAGAGCAGGCCGCAGGAGUCUGUGGGCAGCAGGGGCGGGACUUCCUACAAUGACAUACUGCUGGACUACAUGUGGGAAAAGCAGCAGCAGCAACAGAUUGAAGCGGGAAGGACUUGCAAGGAAGAGGGUUCGCCCGCAACUCUCCAGCCUGCCAACGGCUGCCCCUCCCUGCCGUCGCCGCAGGAUCUUGCUCCCUCGCCAACCCACCUUGGCGCCGGCAACAGCAGCCCUUUACCGAGGGGCCGGGGAGAGGUGCGUCGGGUCAAAGUGACCCGGACUAAAUCUUGCGGACCUUUUAUCCCGUUGCAAAACCAGCAGCUCCGACAUCCGCCCCACCACCGCCAGGAAGGUGUGGCGCUUCCGAAAGACAGCCGGGGUGAGCUGCCGCGGUCCCGUGGCAGAGGGGAGGAGUCCAGCCACGUCCUGCACAAGGCGCUGGCUCUGGAGGGGCUCCGGGACUGGUAUAUCAGAAAUGCACUGGCCCACAGAGGGGCAGGUCAGCCUCCACAGGGCAGGGGGCAGGAUUUCGGGAGGAGGAGGAGGCUGUGUCAGCAGCACCCCAGGCAGUUCUCCCAGUCCAACCAGUGCUGCCCUGGUCCGCUCCAGCAUCUCUCCCAGUCCAUCAGCUUUCAUGGGAGCCCGCUCCACGGCAGGCACUUGGAGCUCUCUCUUUAUCGGGAUAACUUCCAGAGUCAGCUGCAGGACAUGAGCCUGGCAGACCCUGCCAUUGAUAUGCCUUCACCAGGGACACUUGUCUGAGACACAGGGAGAGGCAGGGAGGCAGACAGACAGAGAGAGAGAGGGAGAGAGAGACUGGCAAAGAGACAGGCAGGGA